This is a messenger RNA of Dentiscutata erythropus, 201 nucleotides long. The record is from the annotation of a GenBank genome assembly. Lineage: Eukaryota; Fungi; Glomeromycota; Glomeromycetes; Diversisporales; Gigasporaceae.
AUGAACAAUUUUCCAAACAUUGAAGCAUCCGGCGAAGACGCUGAUAACUUUGUAGACAGUUUUGAAGAAUUUACUGAAGGAACUACAGAACAUAAUCCCGAUUUAGAUGGAAGCAACGAUGAGUUUGCUGAAUUCGAAGACGCUACUUUUGAACUUGCAACAGAUUUACCUGAAGAACAAAAAUCUAGUGGGUCGACUCUA